UUUGGGUUUGACGUUACCAUGUGUGCGCCUCGUUGCAAUGGUUUUGUGGCUCUUAAUGUUCAUAAGUGGAGUCCUUCUGGGACUUGGUGUGUCACAUGUUUGGAAAUGGCGUCCUUCGAGCAGAUCACCAUCCAGUGCACAGGCUCGCAGAAGGCGCCAAUAUGUUCCUCGUGGUUCUGGAGGAGAACAAAUCAGAGGCAGCUCGGCGGAUGCACAACGGACAGUUCUUUGUGAGGAUGCAAUAGCUUGGCUACAAAGCAUUUCUGCACUACCAACAGGCAGCUGCGUUUUGACAGGCGUGCCAGACAUUCAUGAGUUGGAUAACAUUACCUUGGCUGGUUAUGUCGAGUGGUUCCAGAUGACUGUGAAGCUUAUUCUGGAGAAAUUGCCUGCCCAAAGCCGAGCCAUUUUCAUGCAGACAGACGUGAAGGUGACCAAAGACGGCAACCAUGGGCGGAAUGCCAAGGGCGGCACUUAUUGGCAAUGGUUGAACAAGGCCCAUCUUGCCAUUCUUGCUGCCUCAGACAUGCCUGGGGUGCGCUUGCUGUGGCACCGCAUCAUUUUCUCUGGAAAAAUCGUCGGCGGUGGUCGAAGCGGCUUCAGCGCUGGAUAUACCCACUACCUUUGCUUCACCAAUGACGAGGCUGAUGAAUCCUUGGAUCGUGGGUUUCCAGAUGUGAUUCGCAAAGGUCUUUCUACUUGGACUAGCGGCGCUGGCGUGAAUUCCGUAGAGCUGGCUUGCAAUUAUUUGAAGUCGUGCGGCUGCCGCAUAGUUGUGGAUCCGUUCUGUGGCUCGUGAGACUGAAAGUGUUCUUAUGGGAGCAAGUUCUUGUUGACUGUGUCGAGUUUUUCAGUUCACUCCAAGAACUAGGUGGUUGGUACGUUGAGAAGUGCACAUACAACGUUUUAAGUUAGUCACAGUAUAUGCUGUUAUCGUUGGGAAGGUAGGUUUGGGAUAGGCUAUACUCAAGGCUUCUAUUCAUUUGAUCUUUAUAUUUGCUAUGGUGAUCGCCUGCAAAUAUUAUUGCUGCAAUUUUGGCGAACAGGGUGGGGUUGAUCACUCAGGAUAGAUCCCAGGCAAAGAUCAUGCCGAGUUCUAUUUCCUUUAAACUGGGUCUUAUGAAUGAAUUCUGAAAGCACAAUCUAAUGCCGAAACCCAGCACAAAGAAUCUAACCACAAAAAUGUCAAGCAAAUGCGCAUGCAGACAC
Messenger RNA from Durusdinium trenchii, 1209 nucleotides. NCBI's taxonomy places the organism in Eukaryota, Dinophyceae, Suessiales, Symbiodiniaceae. The record is from the annotation of a GenBank genome assembly.